GCGUGACGUUAUCAGUAACGUGACCGGGUGUGGGACUUCGACGCGACCAAUUCGUUCUUGUUCCAUUUCCCCUCAAGAAUUCGCUGUCUUGGUUGUGUAUCACCACUAAUCAAUCAGCUGAGGCGCAUAGUUUAACAGUUUCAUUAAAAGCUCAUUUGCACACCCACCCAACUUGGCAUACACUGGACAUAUUUUCUACAUUCCCCUUCAUCCUUUAGCGUCCCACUGCUUUCACAUGUCCUCACCACCACUUGAGCGCCGCUCCCGAAAUGCACCCAUCCUCAAUCCAUUCGAUCAAUUAGAUGCUGCGUCUUUUGACAGUUUUGUGACUGAUGUGGCAGCCGCAAUUCGGAAUGCAUUGAACCCUAGUUUUCCUCCGGCCCCUAUCGCCAAAUCUUCCCAUGUACAAGCUAUCGCUCCCAGUCUCGAUGUCGCUGGUAGUGGUGAGAGUGUCAACGGUAGACACUUGGUUAUGCUUGAUCCUUCCUCGAAUGUGACGCCUUCACCAGCUCCAUCUUCUGUCGUAGAUACAGAAGCGACGGAGGAGGACACUUUCAUCCGUCAAAAGUUUCAAUUUAAACAUACGACUUACAAUCUACCUCUUUCGUCGACCCGAAGCCAAGAGUUCUCCAACACCGGACUCCAACUUAAGGAUCUCAACCAAACCAAUGAUGCGAGUUCUAACUAUAGUCGUGCUUCUAAAACCGAAACUCCAAAACAGAGGUCAAGGUCGCCUUCUGUGAUUGACCUCGUUUCUGACUCCGAUGAUGAGGCCGAAUCUGCGAAACCUACACCUACAUCUGAAACUGUUCCUGUGCGCCAGUCCCCGUAUCAACGUGCAACCCCAGAAGGCUACGUUGGAGAUGCGGCUGCCGAGACGGAAGCUAAUGUAAGCUCCGAAGGGGAGUCGAUGAAGAGCGGGAGCGGGAAGGACGCCGUUUAUAGGCGACCUGAGCGAAGGCAACAGCCGCAAUGCGUUUGGUGAAGAGGACGAGGACGAAGAGGACAUCUAUGACACCUUUACCCGCCAGCUGUCUCGUCGGAAUGUUCGUGCUGAUAUUAAGGAACACGGAUAUGCGAGGGAUGAGGACGAGGAGGGAGUAGAGAAAGAAGAGGAAGAGGGCCUCCGUA
Messenger RNA from Cantharellus anzutake, 1131 nucleotides. RefSeq lists its product as uncharacterized. The record is from RefSeq and is a predicted model, not a curated record. Lineage: Eukaryota; Fungi; Basidiomycota; Agaricomycetes; Cantharellales; Hydnaceae. The coding region runs from base 236 to 985 and encodes 249 amino acids. The transcript is spliced from 3 exons.